This is a messenger RNA of Dicentrarchus labrax (European seabass), 1472 nucleotides long. Its product is annotated as protein AMBP-like. Gene Ontology annotation, cellular component: cell surface; plasma membrane. Gene Ontology annotation, molecular function: serine-type endopeptidase inhibitor activity. The record is from RefSeq and is a predicted model, not a curated record. The transcript is spliced from 10 exons. NCBI's taxonomy places the organism in Eukaryota, Metazoa, Chordata, Actinopteri, Moronidae. The coding region runs from base 55 to 1125 and encodes 356 amino acids.
CCUGGGAUUCAGUGUCUCAGACUUUAGAGACGAGUGGACAGGCAGGCUGACAGGAUGCAGAAAGCAGUGAUUCUUGUUUCCCUGCUAGUCCUGGGGUGGAGCUGGACCCUCCAGGGGGUCCCUGUACUCCAAGAACCUCUCUUUCCCACGCAGGAGAACUUUGAUCAGGCCCGGUUUUUGGGAACCUGGUAUGAUGUUGCCGUGGCAAGUACGUGUCCCCAUAUGCAAAGUCACAGGAAAGAUGCAGCCAUUGGUAAACUGGUUCUGCAGAGCAGCACCCAGGGCAAACUCAAGGCAACUCGAACUGCACUCAGACAUGGAACAUGUAAGGAGAUGUCUGUGGACUAUGAGAUGACCAGCACACCAGGGCGAUUCUCUUAUCACAUUGCGAAGUGGGGGGCAGACGUGGAUUCCUAUGUGGUUCACACAAACUACAAUGAGUAUGCUAUAAUGAUAAUGAGCAAGCAGAAAUCUUCAGGGACUAAGAGCACCUCAGUGAAACUUUACAGUCGAACUAAGACUGUGAGGGCCACGGUGCUGGCUGACUUCAAAACACUGGCCAGACAGCAGGGAAUGACUGAUACCAAUAUUGUCAUUAAGCAGGACAAAGGUGACUGUGUUCCUGGAGAGCAGGUGGCAGAGCCUUCAGCUCAACCUGAGCCUCAGCGAAAGAAGAGAAAUGUGGUGCCUUCUUUGGCUGUUGCAGAAGAGGAGGGUUCUGGUGGUGGUGAUGAUGCACCUUUUUUCAAUGGAACGGAGUCCUGUAAAGCAGCACCAGAUACCGGACCUUGUUUUGGGCUUCACCAGCGAUACUUCUACAACUCCUCUUCAAUGAGCUGUGAAGUCUUCAAGUAUGGAGGGUGUAUGGGCAACCAGAACAACUUUGAAAAUGAAAGAGAGUGUCUGCAGAGAUGUCGCACUGAGGCUGUUUGCCGUCUGCCCAUGGCGGCCCAACCCUGCACAGGCCAGCCACCCAUCUGGGCCUUUGACUCCACUGCCGGUCUGUGUGUGCUCUACAAAGGGGGCUACUGCCAAACCAACGCUAACAAGUUCUACACCAAGGCUGAGUGUGAGGAGUACUGCGGGGUGGUGAAAGAUGAUGCAGAGCUCCUGAAGGCAAACUGAGAAAUAUUGCUGCACAUCUGAACUUAUCUGUGUGUGUAUUUUGGACCCAGGAGGGAAAAAAUGGAAUUUCCCCCACUGAGGAUUGAUAAAAGUAAUUCCUCUUCAUAUUGUCUGCUUCUGUACCUGUAAUAACAGAGUAGGUACCUGCUAAAAAAAAAGGGGGGAGAGAGAUAUCUGUUCAAAUGAAGAAAAACUGAAGUUUAUUGCAAUGGAAAUAUAAUUUCCUGUGGAUGACACGUUCAACUGUACUUAGAGUCAAGGGUAUGGUCUUGACCUGCUCCGUAUGAAAAGUGCCCUGAAAUAACUUCUCUUAUGCCAUACAAAUAAAAUGCACAAAAUGCCACAAA